Messenger RNA from Lathyrus sativus (Indian pea), 312 nucleotides. The record is from the annotation of a GenBank genome assembly. NCBI's taxonomy places the organism in Eukaryota, Viridiplantae, Streptophyta, Magnoliopsida, Fabales, Fabaceae.
AUGUCUGGAGACUUCAGUCAGAACUAUAAGAAACAAAAGACAAUAGAAAACGGUAGUGGGCUUGGUCCGGAAGAUAAAAAGCAAACUUCCACAAACUACCAAUUCGGUCCUUUUGCUCCAACCUUCAUAUCCAAAUCCGGAACUUCUGAGAAUACUAAAGUGAAGCAGGCGCAUGAUUGGGAGAGUCUAGCAACUAAACAUUCCCCUCAGUACCAAAAUCAAGCUUUGAAAGAACUUCACUUGCACUAUAUGGAAGCAUGGAAAUCUUGGUACUCUGAAGUUGCUAGGAAGAGGUCAACACGAGUUUUGUAA